Messenger RNA from Drosophila persimilis, 1186 nucleotides. RefSeq names its product cytoplasmic dynein 2 light intermediate chain 1. NCBI's taxonomy places the organism in Eukaryota, Metazoa, Arthropoda, Insecta, Diptera, Drosophilidae. Bases 6 to 1115 code for a protein of 369 amino acids. Gene Ontology annotation, biological process: intraciliary retrograde transport; intraciliary transport involved in cilium assembly. The transcript is spliced from 2 exons. The record is from RefSeq and is a predicted model, not a curated record. Gene Ontology annotation, molecular function: dynein heavy chain binding. Gene Ontology annotation, cellular component: cytoplasmic dynein complex; axoneme; ciliary basal body.
GUGCAAUGCGCUUGCCGCAAAUCUUUCUCAGUUGGCACAAACGUAUCCUGCGAAUGUUUGAGAAGAGCACUGAAGGCGGGGAUAAUGCCACGCCCAGCAUUCAGGACAUUGCCGGUCGAUUGGCAGAGGAACAGCAGCGACUGCGGCAACUGGAGGCCACCUCAAUGCCCAAAGAGAGGACAUUGCUGGUGCUGGGCAGCAAAUGUGUGGGAAAAUCGACGGCCAUCAACAAGUUCUUCGAUCGGGAAGAACACACAACGCGUCCUACUUUGGCCCUGGAGUACAGCUUUGGUCGUCGGAUCGGCAGUGGAAGGUCGCCCCAGGUCAUGAACGUGUGGGAGCUGGGCUCCCUGGACAAUGCCGAUCAGCUGCUGGAGGUGCCCAUGCGGACACACGGACUCCAACAGCUGGCGGUCUUCAUUAUGGUGGAUCUGUCGCAGCCGCAGCGCUUCUGGACGGAUCUGGAGUGCGCCUACAAGGGCCUGAGGGACACAUCUCAGGAGCUGUUGGCACGAAUGACACCCGAGCUGAGGGAAACCCUGGAACAGCGGACACUGGAGCGCGUGGGGCAGCAGAAUAAGGAGGAUCUAGGAACCCUAGAACUCCUGCCCUUUCCCGUAGUGAUUGUGGGAGGGAAGUACGAUGUGUUCAUGGCUCUGGAUCCAUCUUUAAAGAAGGCCAUCUGCCGCUGCCUACGCUCUAUGGCCCAUCACAUAGGUGGGGCGCUGCUCUUCUACUCCCAGAAGAUUCCGAAGCUCUCGAAGGUCCUGCGGGACACCAUCAGUCACAUGGGCUUUGGCUCUCCCAGUCAUCCCUUUCGGUCGCACGUGACGGACCACAAUGAGCCUCUGUCCGUCUGGUUUGGCACCGACAGUUGGUCGAGAAUCGGCGACACGGGAGCACAGAGUGUGGAGCGAAUCGGAGCCACCUUUGGGGUGGCAGUCCCCCAACUGCAGCUGGAGAAGCAGCUGCAACAGGUGCCCCAGGAUCCGGCUAAGGAUCCAGGCUUCAAGGAGUCCCUCAUCGAUGAGAUGCGGGCCCAGAAGAACGAAGAACUUGCGACCAUAAUGAGGGAUGUCCUCCUCAGGGGAAAGUUUGAAAGUGUUCAAAACUAAAUCUAGAAAUCCGUUCUCUAAAUCUCAUUGUAACUCCUCUCCUCUCUGUAUUGUUUGUUCGGUACCGUGUG